CGCCGGGCAAAUGCCAGCUCCGGCGGCCUGUGCGGGAACGCGAGCGGCGAGGCGGCGCCUCUCCCCGGCUGGAGCCAGGCCCUUCCCGAGGAAUCCAGCCCGGACAGUUGUGUUCUUGUAAAGACCUGCUGCUGCACGGGCACAGGGGAGGCUGUGGCUUCACUGCCUGAAGAUAUGAGACCUGGUCCUGAUCUGUAUGGUUUCUCGUCGGAAAUAGUGAUUUGUGCUGGCAUUGUUGGAGCCUUUACAAUCCUCUUGUUCAUGUAUAGAAGUUAUCAAUCAGUUAGGAGUCGACUUUAUGUAGGAAGGGAAAAACAGCUUGCAAAUAAAAUUGCUGAACUAGUUGAAGACAAAUGCAAAAUUCUGGAAAAACUCAGCCUUUGCAAAAAAGAGUUUGAAGAUUUAGAAUUGUCUCUGAAGGAUGAUAACGUUAUGAAAGAAUCAACAGACACAUCUUUUUUUGAGGAAAUGCAUGAAAAACUGAACAAGUCAAACUUGGAACUCAAUGAAGAAAUAGAGAAUCUAGAAAAAGAACUGGAAGAAGAAAAAUCUAAACAACCGGAAAGUGAUAACUUGGUGGCUGAAAUUCAGAAGAGAGUGGAGUCUUUAGAGAAUGAAGCAAAAUCUAUCCAGUCACAAAUUGAUGAGGCCAAGUCCACCCUAAAAGUGUAUCAGAUUAAUACAGAGAGACUCAAGACAUCCAUUCAAGAUGCAGUAGACGAAAACUGCCAUCUCCAGGAAAGUGAGAAACAGCUUUUGCAAGAAGCUGAAGGAUGGUGUGAACGAUUUAGUGAACUAAAUGAACAAACUAAGAUGUUUGAAUCGUCUAAAGCAGAUAUAGAAGAAGUAUUGAAAAAUAAAGAGAGUCAAGUCAAGUCGCUGACACAAUACUUACUGAAGAUGAAAGACUGGAGUUCAGCAAUAAAAGAAGAUGAUGACACUGAAGAUAAUCACUGGGACACAGAUAUAAAGGGUGAAACAGAGAAUGGAGAGCAUUUAGAUGAUCAGCAAAAACGAACUAUAAAGAAAUUGAUCUAUGCUGCAAAGUUAAAUGCUUGUUUAAAGACCCUGGAAACAGAAAGAGAUCAAAUGUAUUCAAAACUGUCUGAUGAAAAUAAAGCUAAAGGAGAACUUACAGAACGUAUAGAAAACCUUCAAAGUCAACAAGCUUCCUUGCAGUCUGAAAAUGAAUGUUUUGAAAGUGAAGUUCAAAAGCUUCAGCAGAAACUUAAAGUGAUGACUGAGCUUUAUCAAGAAAAUGAAAUGAAACUACACAGGAAGCUGACAGUAGAAGAGAGAGAACGCCUACAGAAGGAAGAAAAGCUUUCUAAAGUAGAUGAAAAAAUUUAUCAUGCUGCUGAAGAACUAAACAGCUACAGACAGCGAGCAAGAGAUCUUGAAGAAGAGCUAGAAAGAACCAUUCGUUCUUACCAGAAUCAGAUUACUUCGCAUGAGAAAAAAGCUCAUGAUAAUUGGCUGACAGCACGGGCAGCUGAAAGACACCUCAAUGAUAUAAAAAAAGAAAAUGCACAUAACAGACAAAAAUUAACUGAAACAGAAUUUAAACUUGACCUUUUAGAAAAAGAUCCUUAUGCUCUUGAUGUUCCAGUUAGACCAUUUGGCAGAGGAUCCAGAGGACCAACUGCCAUGUAUGAAGCUGGUAACGAAAGAGGAGAGCUGAGUUCUGAUAGAUUAACAGAUCCCCACAGACCGCCAUCAGAUACUGGGUCCCUGUCUCCUCCUUGGGACAGAGAACGCAGGAUAAUUCUGCCUCCACCAGUUGAGUCUUACACUGAUCCAGUUCUUCCUCCUCGAAGACAAGAAAGAUUUUUUCCUAAUCCUCCAAAUACUGGAAGACUCUCUGGACCAGCAGAACUACGAACUUACAAUGUGCAGUCUUUUGAUAAGACAGAUGGACAAACAUCUUCAGAAAAUAGCCCACGAACAGAACCAAGUGGAAAUGGGAUGAAAGAUCAUUCUAAUCUUAGCAACUCGCUACCUGAUCGGUCGCUGGCAUCUGAAAGUGAAGCUGUCAGUUCAGGGUUUGGUCCUCCACCUUUCCCUCCAGUCAGACCUCCGUUGAUGCCUGUGGAUCCUAGAGCACCUUUCAUGAGACGAGGACCCCCUUUUCCUCCCCCUCCUCCUGCCGGCAUGUAUGGACCACGUGAAUGUUUUCCAGUACGAGACUUUGGGCUUCCGCGCCCUCCACUGCCAAUAAGAAAUCCAUUUCCAAUGAGAUCUUAUCCUCACUAUCCACCGCAACGACCUGGAUUUUUGCCUCCACCACCACCACCACCUCUUGAAAAUAGAGGUGAGCCACCUCAGUCAAAUCCAUCAGCUGUAGAACAACCAGAACCACGGCAAGAGACUUGACAGAGUCAUUGAGCAACGUGCUGAACCGUUUCUGUACUCUUCUAAUGGCAUUUUUCCUUAUGUUAAGUAACCAUUGUUACUUAGGUAUAUAUAAACUACUUUGCUCAAAUUGAAGCUUAAUAGAAAAUUCUCAGGAUAGUAUUUUGUAAAUAAAGAACAAAAUAACUGAAUAUUGUGAAUAAGUGAUUUCCAUUGUACACUAGUCAUUUUAAAUUAAGUAUUUCUAACUUAAGUAAUCUCUUCAGAGGUGUAUAAAGUUAAAUCACGUGAACCAUGUUUUAAAAGUCCAGCUGCUUUGUCCUUGUUUAGCUGUACAGGGGAUCUCUUUGCAUGCCAAAAGUGAUGCUUGCUGCUUUAUGAAUAGAAUGUGAAAACACAUUGAACAGUUAAUAAAAGUCUACUGAAAAUGAA
This is a messenger RNA of Aptenodytes forsteri (emperor penguin), 2784 nucleotides long. RefSeq names its product melanoma inhibitory activity 2 (gene MIA2). Gene Ontology annotation, biological process: protein secretion; endoplasmic reticulum to Golgi vesicle-mediated transport; vesicle cargo loading. Gene Ontology annotation, cellular component: endoplasmic reticulum exit site; endoplasmic reticulum membrane. Lineage: Eukaryota; Metazoa; Chordata; Aves; Sphenisciformes; Spheniscidae. The transcript is spliced from 23 exons. The coding region runs from base 175 to 2373 and encodes 732 amino acids. The record is from RefSeq and is a predicted model, not a curated record.